This is a messenger RNA of Panicum virgatum (switchgrass), 1379 nucleotides long. Its product is annotated as annexin D7-like. Gene Ontology annotation, molecular function: calcium-dependent phospholipid binding; calcium ion binding. Lineage: Eukaryota; Viridiplantae; Streptophyta; Magnoliopsida; Poales; Poaceae. Gene Ontology annotation, cellular component: cytoplasm. The coding region runs from base 224 to 1168 and encodes 314 amino acids. The transcript is spliced from 5 exons. The record is from RefSeq and is a predicted model, not a curated record.
CCUGUUGGCGCGCGCGGUGCUGCCGUUGCCCGGACGGACAGGCACCCCGAUCGAUCAGGCGCGGCACCCUCCGCGAACCCCUCCCCUCCCCCUCCCCCCCCACAAACCCCCCAUCCGCGCUGCUACACAUUCCAUUCCCUUCCCCCACUCAUUCCCAUCCCAGAUCUCCACCGACGCAGCACAGAGAUCGAGAGCGGAGCUCGCGGCAACCCGAACCGACGCAAUGGCGACGCUCACGGUCCCCGCCUCCGUCCCGCCCGUCGCCGAGGACUGCGAGCAACUCCACAAGGCAUUCGAAGGUUGGGGCACCAACGAGAAGCUCAUCAUCUCCGUCCUGGCCCACCGCGACGCCGCGCACCGCCGCGCGAUCCGCCGCGCAUACGCCGAGAAGUACGGCAAGGAGCUGCUCCGCGCCCUCGGCGACGAGAUCCACGGCAAGUUCGAGAGGGCGGUGAUCCUGUGGACGCUGGACCCCGCGGAGAGGGAUGCGGUACUGGCGAGCGAGGAGGCUAAGAAGUGGCACCCCGGCGGCCGCGCGCUGGUGGAGAUCGCGUGCGCACGCACGCCCGCGCAGCUCUUCGCGGCCAGGCAGGCGUACCACGACCGCUUCAAGCGCUCGCUCGAGGAGGACGUCGCCGCACACGUCACCGGCGACUUCCGCAAGCUUUUGGUGCCUCUUGUAAGUGCAUACCGCUAUGAUGGCCCAGAGGUGAACACUUCAUUGGCUCAUUCUGAAGCCAAAAUACUUCAUGAGAAUAUUCACAAGAAGGCUUACAGUGAUGAGGAGGUCAUCAGGAUUCUCACCACACGGAGCAAAGCUCAGCUACUUGCUACAUUCAAUAGCUACAAGGAUCAGUUUGAUCAUCCAAUCAACAAGGAUCUGAAAGCUGAUCCCAAGGAUGAGUUCCUUGCAACCCUGCGGGCUAUCAUUCGUUGCUUCACUUGCCCUGACAGAUACUUUGAGAAAGUCCUUCGGUUGGCUAUUGGAGGCAUGGGCACAGACGAGGAUGAUCUCACCAGGGUCAUAACUACUCGCGCCGAGGUCGACCUGAAGCUGAUAAAGGAGGCCUACCAGAAGAGGAACAGCGUGCCGCUGGAGCGUGCAGUUGCUAAAGAUACAACCAGAGACUAUGAGGAUAUUCUCCUCGCACUGCUAGGGGCAGAGUGAGGACUGAGGAGGCGUGUCUCAGCAUUCAGCACCAUUUCAUGUGUUCCUCCUUGUCUAAUGGGAAGAUGAAAGUUCAUAAAAUAAAGUUCUGAACGCAUGGUUCUGUUUCUGAACAAUAAGUUUGUGACCUAGCCUGCAUAUAUAGCAGUGCUCGUUAAAUAAAAGAUGUUUAGCUUUUCAAAAAAAUAAAAUAAAAGAUGUUUUCUUGAUA